This is a messenger RNA of Silurus meridionalis, 1255 nucleotides long. RefSeq names its product tetraspanin-1. NCBI's taxonomy places the organism in Eukaryota, Metazoa, Chordata, Actinopteri, Siluriformes, Siluridae. The transcript is spliced from 10 exons. Gene Ontology annotation, cellular component: membrane. The record is from RefSeq and is a predicted model, not a curated record. The coding region runs from base 273 to 1193 and encodes 306 amino acids.
CAGCUCUUUUGUUCCUAUCUUGUUGCUUUGGUGAGUGAAAACUGUUCCGUUCCUGACAAUAAUGUUAUUUCUUCCUAUGACAGCAGGAUCACGCUGCGUUGUUUAUCUGCUCCGGUCAGGCUGCUUCUGUCUCCAUUAAAGCAUUUGCAGCUUGCUGCACAGGUUCAGGGCUUGUAUCAUCACACUAGGCUAUAAAAAGAGCCCGGGGAAGAGGAGUUUCAUGAGGUGCGGCCACUCUGGAGCUGAGACCACGAGCACGAGAUGGAUCACCAAUGCACCUGCCCUGGAGCAAGCAGAUAAAAAUGGGCUUCUUUGAAUUCGCCAAAGUUUUAAUGGUUGUGUACAACUUGUUAAUCCUGGUUGGUGGAGGAGGCUUGAUAGCUGUUGGGUUUUGGUUGCGUUUAACUGGAGAUGUACUGGGCUCAAACGCACUCGGAGUGUUUUCUAUAAACGCCAUAAAUACCAUCAAAGUUGACAUAUACUUCAUUGUUGUUGGAAUUAUAAUGGUCUUGCUGGGAUUUUUGGGUUGCUGUGGUGCGAAAAAAGAGAGCAAAUGUCUCCUGAUAAUGUUCUUUUCCAUCAUCGUCAUUAUUUUCAUCUCAGAGCUGACCCUUGGAAUGUUUGCGCUGGCCUAUUCUACACAUGUAAGUUUUGCUCUGAGGUCACGGCCUCCUCGUGUUCUUUCUGACUUUUCCUGUUACUGCCUAUUUUUAUUUGCAUCGCUAGUGAUCUCGGCUUUUAGCGGGCUCACUUUCCCAACAGUACUUUGUCCUGCCAUCGAAGACGGUGAUGGAUUAGCCAAGCUGAUUAAAACAUUUUUAAGCUCAUGGGGCAAACCUGUCCUGCAGGAUCAAUAUGGAAGAGAUUUUCACUUCACCAGCCUGUGGAACAUGACCAUGACGAAGUUGGACUGCUGUGGUUUUAAUAACUACACCGACUUCAUCGGCUCCUAUUAUUUGAAGCACUAUGGUGAGAUUUACCAUCCCAGCUGUUGUGAAAACACAACAUUCAUAUGUAAUUUGGAGAAUGCGCAGAACAGCAUGAUACCGGGCUGUUUUGCAUGGAUUUUACGAAGCCUAGAUGAAAGACUCUACAUUUUGGGAGCAGUUGCAGCAGGGGUUGGUGGUAUUGAGACUGGAGCGAUGUUUGUGUCCUUGUACCUGUUCUGUUACCUGGACAAAGAUGCCAGUUGAGUGAAUCAGAAUUAUACUUCUAGGGGGGAAAAAAAGCUUCCUCAAAAGGUUUUGAAUAAUUG